AACAUCUGGAUACUUCUUUACUUUCCAUGACUAUGGAAGAACAAACCCAGAAUAACAUGGAGUAGAUUUUUAGACUCAGAAUUUCCACCAUUGAAACACACAAAAAUGGCUGCAAUAUCAUUCUCUCUGCUUCGCCACCACGCAACGCUGCGUUUCAUUCCUUCUCCGACCACUUAUCUUCUUCUCCACCGCAAUUUCUCUCACCUCACCGCCACAAUUUUCUCUAGAAAGUUUCAAGACAAAGAAAAACACGACCAAUCGCAAGCACUCAGAGCCGCACGCGAGCGGGAGUACACACGUGAUAAGCACACCCACUCAUCCUCUACGCUCUUGAAACCUGGAUUUCUCUCGCCUAAUCAAGCAAUUGGCAUGGUAGCUUCAGCACAGGCGAAUUUCAUGCGCGUAAAUGUUAUUGUACCUCCAGAACAUUCUAUUGCUUUAAAAAAUGAAGGUUUGAAGAUUCCAGAAGGUUCUGAAAGCGGUAUUGGAGUUGAAUUACUCUGUGUAGUGAGAGCAGUGUUGAAGAAGAUUAAGCGAAGGGUUUUAGUAGGAGAUAAGGUUUUAGUUGGGUCAAUUGAUUGGGUGGAUCGCAGGGGUAUGAUAGAGGAUGUGUAUCCGCGAAAAUCUGAGAUUCUUGAACCUCCGAUUGCUAAUGCUGAUCAUUUUAUGGUUGUGUUUUCUAUGGAUCAGCCUAAGGUCGAGCCGUUUUUGUUGACUAGGUUUUUGGUUGAGGCGGAGUCUACUGGAUUUCCUGUCACUCUUGCGCUGAAUAAAUGUGAGCUCGUUAGUGAUGAGGUCCUUGUAGAGUGGAAAACAAGGCUUCGUCAUUGGGGAUACGCACCCAUAUUUUGUAGCGUCGAGUCAAAACAUGGACUUGAUUCCCUCGCAUUUUACUUGAGAGAUAGGACAUCUGUGAUUGUGGGUCCUAGUGGUGUUGGCAAAUCCAGUGUGAUCAAUGCCUUGAGGAGUGCUGGUCAGUCCCCCUCAGUUGCAGAAGAGAUAUCUGGCAGCAAAUGGUUAGAGGAGCAGCGAGUUGGAGAAGUGUCUACUAGAAGUGGAAGAGGGAAGCACACCACUCGAAACGUGUCUUUGCUGCCCUUGGCUGGAGGAGGACUUCUAGCUGAUACCCCAGGUUUUAACCAGCCUAGCCUACUGAAAGUGACAAAACACAACUUAGCACAGGCAUUCCCCGAGAUUCAGAAAAUGCUCCAAGAAAAUCCGAACGGUUGCGCAUUUAACAAUUGCUUGCACAUUGGCGAACCUGGGUGUGUUGUGACAGGGGACUGGGAGAGAUAUCCUUAUUACUUCCAACUGCUGGACGAAAUUAAGAUCAGGGAAGAAUUCCAGCUAAGGAUGAUGGGCACUAAGAAGGAGGAUGACGUCAGGAAGAAGGUGGGGGAUAUGGGUGUCACAGUAGCUGAGCCCAAACUCGAGCUAAAGAGGCACAGGAGACAAUCUCGCAAGAAAUUGAAUCAAUCUCUAUUAGAUGAGUUGGAUGAGUUGGACGAAGAUGAUGAGGACGACUUGGAGGAUAACCCAAUCAUUCGCGCUAUGGAACAAGAAAAUAAGUGACAACUGACGAUUUUGGGGAUGCAAUUUUGGAUAAGCUAGAUGAUUACGACAUGAUUUGGUUAAACCGUUAAAAGAUAGCAUGUAAUAGGUAGGGGAGCAAAAGAUAAAGAACUCCUCCUGUGUUUGUUUGUUCAUGUACAUAACACAGUCAGAAAAGAAAAAUGCCUGUAUAGAUGAAAGCUUGGUUGGACUGCGUUCUGUAUAGAUGAAAGCUUAGACUGACUGCGUUCUAAUACUGCUGAAACGUUUAAAGAAAACAAGUUCGGCAUCCUUACCCGGCACUAUCUGCCUUGCUUAUUUUGUUACACUUGCCAAAAUAACUUGCUAGUGUGUAGAUUGUAGAUCCUUGAAAGUUAAAAUUCCUUAAAGCACCAUUUGCUAGUUCCUACCAA
Molecule: messenger RNA, 1964 nt
Organism: Amaranthus tricolor (Joseph's coat)
Lineage: Eukaryota; Viridiplantae; Streptophyta; Magnoliopsida; Caryophyllales; Amaranthaceae
Product: small ribosomal subunit biogenesis GTPase RsgA 1, mitochondrial
Exons: 5
Coding region: 106-1572 (488 amino acids)
Molecular function (GO): GTPase activity; GTP binding
Source: RefSeq, a predicted model, not a curated record